Molecule: messenger RNA, 6137 nt
Organism: Triplophysa dalaica
Lineage: Eukaryota; Metazoa; Chordata; Actinopteri; Cypriniformes; Nemacheilidae
Exons: 10
Coding region: 415-1206 (263 amino acids)
Source: RefSeq, a predicted model, not a curated record
UGUGUUCAGAUGAUAGUAUUUUAUUUUUGAGUGAACUGUCCCUUUAAAUUUAGCUUGAAGGUCAGGCGUCCUAUUUCGUUGCAUGUGAUUGUGACGUAAUUCGCCGGAAGCCUUUUGAAGCCUCUUUUGUUUGUCUGCAGGCAUUUCAUUUUCAGUUUGCUUUGCCCUGUGAUAGAAGAUUUACUUUACCCUGUGAUAGAAGAUUUACUUUACCCUGUGAUAGAAGAUUUACUUUACCCUGUGAUAGAAGAUUUACUUUACCCUGUGAUAGAAGAUUUACUUUACCCUGUGAUAGAAGAUUUACUUUACCCUGUGAUAGAAGAUUUACUUUACCCUGUGAUAGAAGAUUUACUUUACCCUGUGAUAGAAGAUAAGAUUUACUUUACCCUGUGAUAGAAGAUUUACUUUAAAGCAAUGAGUCGUUGGCGAAAAAAGAAAGAUCAUCGUUUCAUAAACGAGUUCUUGGAAACGACACGGGCACUAGCCAAGUGUUGCUCGCUUCAAGUCCCAAUUAUAUCGCAAAGGGAAUAUCCACACAUUCCAGACGACUCCUUGUUUUUGCAACGAGCAGCUGAAGUUUGGGGACCCCACGAAAACAUCAAGAAUGUGUCUUCAAACGAUGACGUCUUCGUCAAAGCACACGAAAGCGUUGAAUCUUUGUUCGACCAGGAGAUUUCUUCAGAUGAUAUUUUUGUAACAGCACGCGAAAGCCUUGAAUCUUUGUUCGACCAGGAUGUUUCUCCAGAUGAUAUUUUUGUAGCAGCACGCGAAAGCCUUGAAUCUUUGUUCGACCAGGAUGUUUCUCCAGAUGAUAUUUUUGUAACAGCACGCGAAAGCCUUGAAUCUUUGUUCGACCAGGAUGUUUCUCCAGAUGAUAUUUUUGUAGCAGCACAUCAAAACAUCGAAUCGCUGAAAAAUGAGUCGGGGUCAAUAGAUGAGGUGUUUGCAACAGAAAAAAUAAGCCGGGAACCGAACAGACAAUGUGCUGUGGAGUGGCCAGGAUGUUACAUCCGCCCACCAGUAUACAUUAAUUUAGACCCUCCCAGGAUGAUCUCUCGGAGUACCCAAACAAGCGAGUGUCAGCUUCAUAUCAGUGAAGAGCCGAAAAAGAAAAGGAGAAGAAAGGCCAUCAAGGCCUUCUUCAAAAAAAAGUGGAAGGCGUUAAAACGCACAUUCACACGGUGCCCAGGGGACUCCGAUUCAUAGAUGGAAAUUUACUUUAUUGAAUUUGUUUGUAAAACACAGAAAAGAAAAACAAAGCAGGAUCUACGACGAUGAGCAGCGGAUCGUCCCUACCUGCAGCAACUUUCCCCUGGGCGUCUUGGCAGUUCCGGAGGUGUUAGAGAUUUUUCUAAAAGUCCUUUUCAGGACUGACUGAGCAUUCUCCAGCGCGGCAUGUCCCGCUGUUCUCUUGGGUGCGGCACCCUCAUCGAGGAGGGGGAUGGACACGAUCGCUGCGUUAGGCGUCUGGGCGUUCAGCACGCUGAAGCAGCGUUCGUUGACGCAUCUUACCCGCACUGCGGGCAGAUUGUCAUUCAGAAGUUGCGGUCACGGGUGGCUGUCUUCCUACGGGAAACAGCCACCAUUUCGUUUGCUACCCGGGCCGUGACAACGGUGGCUAUGGCCCCGAAGUCCGCCUGUGUUAGCAGCGUUAGUGAUGUUCGCUCUUUUGAACAUUCCCCAACCGGCGGUGGCAUACCGUCCGGACCCUCAGGCACGCACUCGGAAACGAUGCGUGACGUAGAUGAGAUGUCGCUCGCAGCAUCGGAGGGAGACUGGCAUCCAACUCUGGCGAAUCCGAGCUCCCCCCCGUGGGGUCGAGCUCAGGAUGAAGCAGAAGUGAUGUCAACCAUGCUAACCCGGGAAAGCGUGGUUCCUGGGGUCGGAGCGCGGUGAAGACCGCGCCAACCCCAGGUGCCAUGUUUUUUCCCCGGAGGUGCAUGAGGAGCUGUGUAAAACUUGGAACGCUCCACUCACGGACCGUUCCAGUGAAACCAGCUCCGGCUCCCUUACUUCCCUCGUUGGUGGGGGCAGCCGGAGGCUACGUCGAGAUUACCCGGGGGGGAACGGCGCCUGCGCUGCACCUGUGCCGCGGGCGGCUACCUCCUGUGGGGAAUUGGCCACGCCUACCGUCCAAGGCAUGUAGGACUUCGGCAUCACUGGUGCCGAGGCCUUGCGCUGCCGCGGGCCAGGCUGCCUCCUCUCUCUAUGCCAUGGCCAUCCUGCAGGCCAGGGCGUUAGGAGAGCUCCACGGGGGUAAGGCCGACCUGGGUAUAAUGCAGGAUCUCCGUGCUACCACUGAUGGCGCUCUACGGGCGACCAAUGUGGCGGCACGGGCUCUGGGUCGGACGAUGUCCACGGUAGUGGUCCAGGAGAGACACCCCCGGCUGAACCUUGUGUAGACGUAUGACACCGAGAAAGUCAACUUUCUUGGUGCGUCUGUCUCGCAGUGGGGUUGUUGGUAACAUCGUCAUGGACUGUCUUUUUUGACGGUAAAGAAGCAGACAGUGGUGGAUAGCCACAUUUUACCACGCUGCGACUCAACCGCCCAGAGGCCUCAGAGAUCUUGCGCGAUGUAUGCUUCCCGGCAGCACAGGACCCCUUCGACAUCGGCUCCAGUUCCUUUGACCCCACAGACGGCACACCGGGCGCGGAGGUCGAAGGGGAAACCUCCACCCCGUCAGCAAUCUUCUCGAGGGAGGUGACACUGACGGGAAGAGGUCGCCACCUUUCUGUCAAAAUAGGUAUCGAGUUCGUCCCUUAAAACCAAGAUGUUUUGUGGGUCACGACUCGCACUUCAUCGUUCCCAAGAAAGACGGCGGGUCGCACCAUAGGUCUGCGUGCCCUGAACAAAGCACCUUCAAGUUCUCAGGACUGACUGAGCAUUCUCCAGCGCGGCAUGUCCCGCUGUUCUCUUGGGUGAGGCACCCUCAUCGAGGAGGGGGAUGGACACGAUCGCUGCAUUAGGCGUCUGGGCGUCCAGCACGCUGAAGCAGCGUUCGCUGACACAUCUUACCCGCACUGCGGGCAGAUUGUCUUUCAGAAGUUGCGGUCACGGGUGGCUGUCUUCCUACGGGAAACAGCCACCAUUUCGUUUGCUACCCGGGCCGUGACAACGGUGGCUAUGGCCCCGAAGUCCGCCUGUGUUAGCAGCGUUAGUGAUGUUCGCUCUUUUGAACAUUCCCCAACCGGCGGUGGCAUACCGUCCGGACCCUCAGGCACGCACUCGGAAACGAUGCGUGACGUAGAUGAGAUGUCGCUCGCAGCAUCGGAGGGAGACUGGCAUCCAACUCUGGCGAAUCCGAGCUCCCCCCCGUGGGGUCGAGCUCAGGAUGAAGCAGAAGUGAUGUCAACCAUGCUAACCCGGGAAAGCGUGGUUCCUGGGGUCGGAGCGCGGUGAAGACCGCGCCAACCCCAGGUGCCAUGUUUUUCCCCGGAGGUGCAUGAGGAGCUGUGUAAAACUUGGAAUGCUCCACUCACGGACCGUUCCAGUGAAACCAGCUCCGGCUCCCUUACUUCCCUCGUUGGUGGGGGCAGCCGGAGGCUACGUCGAGAUUACCCGGGGGGAACGGCGCCUGCGCUGCACCUGUGCCGCGGGCGGCUACCUCCUGUGGGGAAUUGGCCACGCCUACCAUCCAAGGCAUGUAGGACUUCGGCAUCACUGGUGCCGAGGCCUUGCGCUGCCGCGGGCCAGGCUGCCUCCUCUCUCUAUGCCAUGGCCAUCCUGCAGGCCAGGGCGUUAGGAGAGCUCCACGGGGGUAAGGCCGACCUGGGUAUAAUGCAGGAUCUCCGUGCUACCACUGAUGGCGCUCUACGGGCGACCAAUGUGGCGGCACGGGCUCUGGGUCGGACGAUGUCCACGGUAGUGGUCCAGGAGAGACACCCCUGGCUGAACCUUGUGUAGACGUAUGACACCGAGAAAGUCAACUUUCUUGGUGCGUCUGUCUCGCAGUGGGGUUGUUGGUAACAUCGUCAUGGACUGUCUUUUUUGACGGUAAAGAAGCAGACAGUGGUGGAUAGCCACAUUUUACCACGCUGCGACUCAACCGCCCAGAGGCCUCAGAGAUCUUGCGUGAUGUAUGCUUCCCGGCAGCACAGGACCCCUUCGACAUCGGCUCCGGUUCCUUUGUCCCCACAGACAGCACCCCAGGCACGGAGGUCGAAGUGGAAACCUCCACCCCGUCAGCAAUCUUCUCGAGGGAGGUGACACUGAUGGGAAGACCCCAGGGAGAACGAUAUCGGGCCCGACCUUCACAGCCACGGCUCUGACCGGUCGGUACGGGACGAUUCCUGCCUCGUUACCUUUUCAUGGCCUGGCGCCCACUUACUCCCAGAGUUUUUCCGUUCUCCCCGGGUGUACUUGCAGCCGAUUGCACACUCCACUGGUCAGCGAAUGUAUAUAUACGACAGCUGUCACCACUCUCAACUGACAGUGUGUGCCAUUGUCCCGCCAGGCAGGUAUAAGGGAGGAACCAACCAUCCGGCCGGGGAUCCCGCGAUCCCCCUAACCCAUUCCCCUGACAGAAGACCUGUUCUCUCAGUGAAAGGACACGUUCUGGAACUCUGGAAUUCCCAUGUCUGGUCUCUGGACGGGACGAGAAGAUCCUGAGAUGGCUACUCCGCAUUUACGGAUGAGACCAUCACCCAGGCUAGGGCCCCGUCUACUAGGCGGUUACACGCCUCUAGAUGGCGCCUCUUCCCGUCCUGGUGUCUCUCUCUCAACGAGAAAGACCCACUGAGGUGCUCGAUCAGGAUUGUGUUGUCCUUAUGAGACUGGAGACUAGCAUCUCCCCUCCCCGCUGAAAGUGUAUGUAGUCGCUAUCGCCACUCAUCACGUCUCAGUUGAUGGGAAGUUUCUAGGGCAACAUGACCUUAUCAUCAGGUUCCUAAGGGGCGUGAGAGCGCUGAAUCCGCCUCAUCUCCGCCCAAUACUCUCUUGGGACCCUAAAGUGGUACUGGGGGGCUUCUGGGUCCCUCAUGAGCCCCUCGGAGGUUCCGAUCUUCCUCGCCUGAGUAGGACGGCGCUCCUGGGGAGGAAGACCCAAUCCGAUUUGUGUUGUGUCCAGCGCAUGUAUUGCACCUUUACCCGGACCGCACGCAGAGCUCUAAGCUCUGACCAGCUCCGUGUCUGUAUUGGAGGACAGCAGAAGGGGAAGGCUGUCUCCAAGCCGAGGCUGGCGCACUGGGUCGUGGAUGCCGUUACUACCAACCUCCCUUCUUACCCAGAUACUGGUUAGGAACAGGCAUUCCAUCCAUCACUAAGCAAGCACCCCCUGGGGGUUGGCUGGACAGAGCAGCCUUCCCCCUUAGGCCGGGAUACCAUAUGAACUAUCACAGAUAGCUCUAACCGGACCUAGUGCUACCGGACGUCUGUAACACCCCCUCCGUGGGUUGUUCCGUCUGAUGUAUCCUCAUGAGAAUGGUUCCCACUCCUGGUAACCCAUGAACUUCCCCAGGUGGACCUCCACCUCGCGGUUAACUACUCAGUCCGCACGUUCCAUGCGUUCUCCUCCAAGGUCGAGACCAUACCUAUAUCCACCAUUUUUCCUCCCCACGGGUAGGAGGUGGCCUCUGCAGCGCAUCCCUAAUUAAGGAAGUUGCGCUUACCCGGUGUAAACCCGAGCCGGACGGCCUCUCGCCAGUAGAGAGCUAAGGCCUCCGUCCGUGAAAGGUUACCGGUCAGGGCUGUUCCCAUCUUUCUCCAAGAAAGCUCUGGAACCCCUGACCACCACACUGGAAGGUUACAGUUUCGCGAAAGCUUCAAGCUGACACGCCCAGGCCUUUUACCGUUGCUUCGCUAGAGAUUGUGACGCGAUACAGCGUUGUGGCGUUUUCCAGGGGCAACCCCAUCUGUCGUUCUCGACACAACGUCUCGUUCCCUCCAUCAUGGAGCCGAGGUUACAUACGUAACAAAGACAUUUUUACUGUUUUGCGUUGCUGGUUUUUACUGUUUAGUGUAGCUGGUUUUUUGUGUUUAGCGUAGCUGGUUUUUAGUGUUAAGCGUUGCUGGUUUUUAGUGUUAAGCGUUGCUGGUUUUUAGUGUUAAGCGUUGCUGGUUUUUAGUGUUUAGCGUAGCUGGUUUAUAGUGUUAAGCGUUGCUGGUUUUUAGUGUUAAGCGUUGCUGGUUUUUAGUGUUA